CUUAACCUUUGACUUGGAGAAACACUCGUGUUUGGCAGCCAUACAUAUCCACCACCCCUGCAGAAGUUUUUACAAUUAGGUCCAACACUGACUCUCGUUGCAACGUAGACUUCAAAGCCACUUAGGGUCUGAAACGUGGGACAAAUCGCAGGGAGGACGAGCGAGAAUGGCAAAGCCCAAAAGUGAAAGCUUGCCAAACCGGCACGCAUACACGCGGGUAUCCUACCUGCACCAGGCCGCCUCAUACCUGGCGACUGUGCAGAUUCCGCACGCCGACUCACCUCCAAAUUCAUCAUCACGGUCUCACGGAGAUGCUCAGCUCGUCAGGCUCGGAAAGUUGCGAUCGACGAAUGAGAAGGUUGCUCGUCGAUUCGUCUCCGAUAUCAGAGCCGUCUCUCUCAAGGCUCAAAUCCGCCCGAGCCCGUCGGUCAAGCAGAUGAUGUGCAAGUUCUGUGACUCACUGCUCAUCGAGGGAAAGUCGUGCAUCACGACGGUUGAAAAUCUGAGCAAGGGCGGGAAGAAGCCUUGGGCCGAUGUUAUGGUCACAAAGUGCAAAACCUGCGACAACGUCAAGCGAUUUCCUGUCAAUGCGCCCAGGCAGAAACGACGACCAUUUAGAGAACCCAAGACCGUUGAAGGGCAGGACGUAAUGGUUGAGGACACGACGGCUGAAGCUUCUGAUCAGUCAACUGGAGUUAAAUGAGAAUGGAUUGCCGUCUCUUCACCGGAAUGAAGUACCACCAAGUAAUAUUUGAGUGGUAAGCCACUGUCAAGAGCCUCCGAGGCAAACCAAACCUUGGGCUUUCUAUAUUGGAUGCACAGCCCGUCGAGGCUAUGCCUCUCGUUCAGAGGUCACAACACUGGCAUACUGUCAUGCAAGACUCAUCCAUCCGCAAAGCGCGCGGCUCACAGCUCGGCUCAACCAUCCAGUUGGAGACACUCCGAGAAGAAGUGGGAGCUGGAUACCUCGCCUCGAGUUAACACU
Molecule: messenger RNA, 985 nt
Organism: Colletotrichum acutatum
Lineage: Eukaryota; Fungi; Ascomycota; Sordariomycetes; Glomerellales; Glomerellaceae
Product: RNAse P Rpr2/Rpp21/SNM1 subunit domain-containing protein
Exons: 2
Coding region: 167-703 (178 amino acids)
Biological process (GO): tRNA processing
Cellular component (GO): nucleolar ribonuclease P complex
Source: RefSeq, a predicted model, not a curated record